UAAGUCUUCUCUUUCUCUUACGUUCAUUUUUUUUUAGCCUGAGCUUUUCACUUGUACGCUGCACCCCUCUCUCUCUCUCCUCCAUUGAAGCGUACUCUGAAUUUUCCAUUAAAGCGGCGCCUGAGCUUUUUCUCCUCCAUUGAAGCGGCGCCUGAGGUGAUCGUUGGAAAUCCUAUCUAAGUUGUGCUGCAGUGUUUUCUGAGAACUCUGAGCUAACUGUUGUCCGUAGGACUUUGCAAAAUGUCUGCUGGACCUGGACUUGAGCCUCUUGUAGAUCAGAUGAUCUCAGUUAUUACCAAUGAUGGACGCAACAUAGUGGGAAUCUUAAAAGGUUUUGACCAGGCAACAAAUAUUAUUCUUGAUGAAUCACAUGAGAGGGUUUUUUCUACCAAGGAAGGAGUCCAACAAAUUGUAUUGGGUUUGUACAUCAUCAGGGGUGACAACAUAAGCAUUAUUGGUGAGCUAGAUGAAGACUUAGAUGCUCAUAUUGAGCUAUCGCAAGUGAGGGGCCAUCCUCUGAAGCCUGUCAUUCACUGAUCAGCAGAGUGCUUGUUUCUGUAGGCUGCAUGGAAAUUAUCGAUUUCACAGGACUUGUGAUAAAGAAUAUAUAAACCUGUUUCAGGAGUGGUAAUGAAUUGGUAUAACAUAUGAGCUCGAUGCAGAAAGAGGGGCAUUCUAGAAGACUGGACUUUGAUAUGAAUCAGGGUUUAAUUUUUUUUUUUUUUUUUUUUUUAUUUUCAUCGUCAUUAAUUUUUCGUUCAGAACGAGUCCAAACUCUCCUAGUAGAAGUGUGAUGAUUUAUCAUCUUUGUACCCAAGUAAAUUUUUUUUUUCCCAUGUAAGGCGUUAAGAGUUUGGAUUUGAUUACUGAACGCUAGCUGAUUCAGCAUGAAGUUGAGAGCUUGUUCUUGUUUUCCAGCCUGAACAGUGAGAGCUCUUAUGCUUUAGUUCAUCUUUCUUUUUGUUAUUCCAGAAUUAUUAGAUACAAUGAAUUAAACAGUACCGAUAUUAAGCAUCA
Messenger RNA from Chenopodium quinoa (quinoa), 1017 nucleotides. RefSeq names its product sm-like protein LSM8. NCBI's taxonomy places the organism in Eukaryota, Viridiplantae, Streptophyta, Magnoliopsida, Caryophyllales, Amaranthaceae. Gene Ontology annotation, molecular function: RNA binding. Gene Ontology annotation, cellular component: U6 snRNP; U4/U6 x U5 tri-snRNP complex; precatalytic spliceosome. The record is from RefSeq and is a predicted model, not a curated record. Gene Ontology annotation, biological process: mRNA splicing, via spliceosome.